Indicator indicator is the source of this 909-nucleotide messenger RNA. RefSeq names its product NIMA related kinase 7 (gene NEK7). Gene Ontology annotation, biological process: protein phosphorylation. The record is from RefSeq and is a predicted model, not a curated record. Gene Ontology annotation, molecular function: protein kinase activity; ATP binding. NCBI's taxonomy places the organism in Eukaryota, Metazoa, Chordata, Aves, Piciformes, Indicatoridae. The transcript has 9 exons. The coding region runs from base 1 to 909 and encodes 302 amino acids.
AUGGAUGAACAAUCUCAAGGCACGCAGGGGCCUACUGCUCCACCAUUUCAGCCACAGAAAGCCUUACGGCCUGACAUGGGCUAUAACACACUUGCCAAUUUCCGAAUAGAGAAGAAGAUUGGCCGUGGGCAGUUCAGUGAAGUUUACAGAGCAACCUGCCUGUUGGAUGGGGUACCAGUGGCUCUGAAGAAAGUCCAGAUAUUUGAUUUGAUGGAUGCCAAAGCCCGUGCUGACUGCAUCAAAGAAAUAGAUCUUCUUAAGCAACUGAAUCAUCCAAACGUAAUUAAGUAUUAUGCCUCGUUCAUUGAAGACAAUGAGCUGAACAUAGUGUUGGAAUUAGCUGAUGCUGGAGAUCUCUCCAGAAUGAUAAAGCAUUUUAAGAAACAGAAGAGGUUGAUUCCUGAAAGAACAGUUUGGAAGUACUUUGUUCAGCUUUGCAGUGCCUUGGAACACAUGCAUUCUCGUCGUGUUAUGCAUAGAGAUAUAAAGCCAGCUAAUGUGUUCAUUACAGCUACAGGGGUAGUAAAACUUGGAGACCUUGGCCUUGGUCGAUUUUUCAGCUCCAAAACGACAGCUGCACAUUCUUUAGUUGGUACACCUUAUUACAUGUCUCCAGAGAGAAUACACGAAAAUGGUUACAACUUCAAAUCUGACAUCUGGUCUCUAGGCUGUCUGCUGUAUGAGAUGGCUGCACUGCAGAGUCCCUUCUACGGUGACAAAAUGAACUUGUACUCCCUGUGCAAGAAGAUAGAGCAGUGUGACUACCCACCUCUCCCUUCAGAUCACUACUCAGAGGAACUGCGACAGUUAGUUAAUAUGUGCAUCAACCCGGAUCCGGAGAAGCGACCAGACAUAACCUAUGUCUACGACGUAGCGAAACGUAUGCAUGCACACACUGCCAGCAGCUAA